Molecule: messenger RNA, 7520 nt
Organism: Ahaetulla prasina
Lineage: Eukaryota; Metazoa; Chordata; Lepidosauria; Squamata; Colubridae
Gene: IFRD2
Product: interferon related developmental regulator 2
Exons: 12
Coding region: 242-1555 (437 amino acids)
Source: RefSeq, a predicted model, not a curated record
CUUAGCUGGGCAAGCCUGGCUCGCCAGGACUCCAGCUCCCAGAGGGAACGGCGGCGCCAGCGGCAGCGGCACCGGCACUCGCUUGGCGGGGGAAGAGAGCGAGUGAUCAAUCACGGAAAGGAAAAUGGUGGUGGAGCGAACGGCGUGGUUCCCCUGUGAGGCAGCGACCGUACCCGUCGAUCCACAACGUAGAGGCGCCGCCCGGUCAGAAACCGUCUCCUGAUAACCGCUCGAUUUAGCCAUGCCCCGAUCGCGCCGGGGAGAAGGAUCCCGCCGAGGCGGGCGAGGUGCUCGUAGCAACCCCAAGAUGGAGUCUCCAGCAAGCGAUGAUGAAGCAGCUAGUGAAGUGCUCAGUCAUUAUAGCAGUGCCAGUGAAAGUGCCAGCAUAGCUGAGGAAGUGACUGGAGGGGAAGCAGUAGAUGAGCAAGCACAGCAAGAGGAGAUGGAAGAUAAAUUGAAAGAAUGCAUUGACAAUGUGAUGGACAAAAGUGCCAAGACCCGGCAGGUUGCCCUCGAGAGCCUGCGGCUAGCAUUCUCCUCUAAGACGCUCUUUGACUUCCUGUUGGAACGCAGGCUAACCCUCACAGAUUCCUUAGAGAAGUGCCUGAAGAAAGGUAAAGGAGAGGAGCAGGCCCUUGCUGCUACCGUUCUUACACUACUGUGCCUUCAGAUGGGCUCAGGGCCAGAAGGGGAAGAGAUCUUUCGCAGCCUGAAACCGCUCCUCAUCACCAUCCUGACUGACUCCUCGGCCAGCCCUGUUGCUCGGCAGAGUUGUGCAACUGCUCUCGGGAUGUGCUGCUAUAUUGCUGCUGCGGAUAUGGAGGACCUGGUAUCCUGUCUGGUCUGCCUGGAAGGUAUCUUUGGCACUUCAUGCAGCAAGGAUGCCAGCUUGGCACCCUCCCACCACAGUCCCCUGAUCCAGAUCUUGCAUUGCAAUGCGCUUCAGUCUUGGUCGCUGCUCCUCACCAUCUGUCCAAGCACCCAGAUUAAGAAGAUCCUGGAUGAACAUUUACCUAAACUGCCUCUGAUGCUCUCCAGUGAUAAUGUCAACUUGCGGAUUGUGGCAGGUGAAACAAUUGCACUUCUAUUUGAACUGGCCCGGGACAUAGAGGAGGACUUCUUUUAUGAGGACACUGACCUGCUGUGCACCAAACUAAAAGCCUUGGCCACUGACAGCAACAAGUAUCGAGCCAAAACAGAUCGACGCAAGCAACGCUCCAUCUUCCGUGAUGUCCUGCAUUAUAUUGAGAAUGGGGAGUGCCAUGAGGAGACCAUCAAGUUUGGACUGGAGUGCAUGUAUGUGGACAGCUGGGCAAGGAGAAGAACAUACAAUGCUUUCAAAGAGGCUCUUGGUUCUGGUGUCAGACACCACCUGCAGAACAAUGAGUUGUUACGGGACACAUUUGAACUGGGACCGCCACUAGUCCUGGAUGCAGCCACUGUUAAAGCGAGUAAGAUCUCACGCUUUGAGAAGCACCUGUAUAAUUCUGCUGCCUUCAAAGCCCGAACGAAAGCAAGGAGCCGUGUUCGAGAUAAGCGAGCUGAUGUCCUCUGAGGACUUGUUUCCUUCUCCUCUUCCUGCCUUCCAUAGAAGCCAAUGAACUACGACAGACCUGGACCACUGUGAACCUUGCAAGUGUGGAGAGAUCCUGAGGCAGAAGCCCCCACAUGGCCUCAACCCAUUGAAAAAUUGGGCUUGGGCCCUGUCCCCCUCAACACCCCCCACCUUUCUUUGGGGGCUUUUAUAUAUGUACAGAAUAAUAUUUAAAUGUCUUGGAUGUUUGAAUUAUGGUGGGAUGAUAAUGGGCAGGCGCCAUUUUUAUUUUUUUAACCAAAAAUUUAAGCGAGGUUAGGUGGUGGGGAGAUUUUUCUCUCACCCCUGCUGCUUUUUUUAAGCCAGUAAUUUUUUAACCCCUUUCCCCCUAUCUCCAUUACUGAAUGUAUUAAUCAAAGACUGAAACUUCUCCCUUUGCCUCCUGCAGUUGUGAAUUUUCCCAGUGAGGACUUGGUGCGGAAGAUAGUUUUAGGAUAAGGUUAUCAACAGCAGCCUCCAAAAUGGAGGCUGCGAAAGGACUGGUUUGAGGUUGGGUGCCUUGGGAUUUUCCCCUCUGGUGUUUUUGCUGUGAGAAGGAUAAAAUGUACUUUACAGAUCAGUGUAGAUGAUUAAAAGUUAGGCUUGAUAGCACAUGAAGAAAUUAUACCUCUUCUCUAUUGACAUAGUUGGUUAACAUUGUUGGCCAAAUUCUUGUAUCCUAUUUAUCACCACUUCUCAUUUUUUUCCUCCUCUUUGGGAGUCAGCUUUGCUCCUCACUUUCUUAUUUAUUUUUAAUGGGAAACUACUCUAUUUUGAAGACAAAAGGAGAAGCCAAACAAAGCUGGGCCUCAGGCUGAAAAAAGUUGUUUCCUUGUGUUUGGGGUUUUUGAUAGGCCUGAGCAUUCCUCUUUUGUCCAGAUAGGAAGAAGCAAUCCUAUUCUGAGGAAGUUCUCUGGUUUGUGGUCUGGUUUAAAAAAAAGCAGCAGGCCUUUGACACCACAGUUGAUUUAGUUUUGUUUUUAUUAUUCAUUUUGGAGUGGGAGAGAAAAAAUCCAUAAUGCCGUGGCAGUGGUGCUUCACUUUGUAAUUACUUCAUUUUUGGCUAACUUUUCACUUUGAUUUUUGCCAGCAGGCUUUUGCAGAUGUAACAACUCAGUGUUCAAAUAUUAGGCUAGGCAACCUUUCUGAGUUGGGGGCGCAUUUUUAAUUUUGAAGUGUCUGAAGUAUAUACUGAGAAAAAUGGUGACACUAGGAUAUUAGUCUGUUUACAAAAUGGCUGUGUUGGUUAACAUGAUCAGUCACCUAAAUUUAUAUGCCCAAAAGUGAAUUUUAUGUUCUCCUACAACAUGUUCUCUGACACCCCAGUGGGUCAUUGUGCAGUUAAAAAGUUGUCCUAUAAAUAAAUACGGUGCUAGAACUUUCUAUUUAAUUUUUAAAAUAUGCUUUUAAAUCACAUAAAAUGGAACAAGAAAUUGUAUGGCUGCUGAGGGGGAUGCCUGAGGCAUACUUAUACUCCCAUGCACCCAGUUCUUUAUCCCAGAUAAUUUCCAGUUCGGUACUCUAUCCCGGUCAAAAUCAUUGUGUCUAAGGCAAAGUUGACUUAGUAGAGAUGCACUAAGACAUAUCUUUUUUUUUAGAAGCACUGAGAUUGCGCAGAGCAUACACAUAUGUACAGUAUGCUAAACCUCCAUGCUCUUCAGAAAACUUCAUUGAAAGGAACACAAACAUAGCGCUUAUGUAAGUGGUAUGCAAAGCAAAGUUAAUAAGAUUCUUUUUUCAGAAAAUCUAUUUGGAUUUUUGUCUAAUAUACUGCCUCCCUUGCCUGUUUUUCUCAGAAGAGAAAUCUGUGUUGAUCUGCUGGAGUAUAAGCAGCAAUUCGCUAUAGAAAUAAUUUUAUUUUUUUUUCAAGAGGAUGACUAUCAGAAAAAUGCCUGUAUAUUCUCCUUGAUAAAUACCAACUUUUAUUUAUUAUAAAUUUAUCCCUCCUUUAUUACUUUAUAAGUAACUCAAGACAGCAAACAUACCUAAUACUCCUGAUUUCCCCCACAACAGCAAUCCUGUGAGGUGAGUUGGACUGAGAGAGAGAGAGAAAGAGAUUGAUUUUGAAGUAAAAAUAACAAUUUAGUCCUAGAUAGGCUCAAAAGUAAAAAAAAAAACUCAAUACAAAACCUUGAUUUCAUAGUUAUCCCCAUGUAAUUUUCCCAACAACAUGCAAGUGCUUUAUGACAGCUUUCCAUGUUUUGCUUUUUCCCUGCCCCAUGUACAACCCUGGGAUUUCCUGAUGGCAUCCCAUCCAGGUUACCAAGAUGUAGCCUUUCAAGUUCUGCCAACUUCAUCAAAUUGUUAGCAAGUACCCUCCUGUUAACUUGACCUCAUUCACAAUGGCUUUUGCAGGUUCAUUUUCAACAAGAGUAGAGUAUCCUUUUUCAAAUGCACAUGCAGAUCCUUGCUGGCUUUGCAUUUGCUUCUAACCAGUCGCAUAUUCUUACGUCACAAUGCAUUUUGAAUGGUGGUUGCAGAAACAGAUCUCCCACACAAUCUCCUUACCCUAAAUUGAAGACACCUAAUUGCCAUUUGCUGAGAACAUGACUCCACUGUGGAGUCUCCAUCUUCUUGCCAGACUACCACUGAAGCAGGUUGAAACCAGUCCAAGGUGUUCCCUAAGGAAGGGUGUAUUUUCCAAUGAGAUCUACCAUGGAGCCAUUCUAGGUCAGGGGGGAAAGUCAACAAAGGUUGGAAAUCAGCCUUGGAACCAUUCUAGAUCACAUGGGAGAAGAGUCAACAAGUUGGUGAUCCAACGGUCACCGAUUGGCCCAUUGCAACACUGUAGCUGCUGGGCCUUGUGUCUCUGUGACCUUUUCUAAUUUGACUGUUGAGAGAUUGGACAUCUUUUGUGUAUUUUUUUUUUAAUUUGAACAGGAAAACAUUGAACAAAGCAAAAAAAAAAAAUCCGCUUACCGAUGGGAACACUUACUGGCAAGCAGAAAGCAGAACUAUUUCCCCAGGGGAGAAGAAUGCCUGCAGGGCUUAUCUCUCUUUUGGGUCCUGCAGCAGAAGUCAAAGAUAUGCUGUAGGUCAGGGCUGUCAAACUCAUGGCCAGCAGGCCACAUGCGUCAUGCGCUGUCCACGCCCACGCCCGGUUUAGUGAAGGGGGGAGUUGCGAUAGGUCCCGUGAUGCUGCUGUGCCGAUGUGAGUUUGACACCUCUGCUGCAGGGGGUGCUAUCUAUUACAAUAUGGUACUAUCUGAGAGCAACAAGCAGCAUCUCUAAUGGCCCUCUGUCCCUCACCCAUAGCACAAGGCUAUGAGUCAGGGAGGCCAGGCUUUCCCUCCACUUCCAGCUCUUCCCACCUUUACAUUCUCCCUAAGAAGUACAAGUUGAAAAAGCACAACUACAAUACCGUGGUGAUGUAGUCACAUAGAGUUUGGCUAAGAAGCAAUCUUCACCAGCAGCCAUCAGGUGGAAACCUGCAGCAGUUGGGAUCCUCCCACUUUCCCACUAAUGCCACCACUGGCUGCUUGGGUAGGUGUGUGACUGUGAAGAAAAGAGACUGGGAAAGGGGUUCAGUUUGAACUGCAGAAUGAUUGCAGUUUUGCUGGUGGAACAAUUCCAUUCACAUUGCAUCUCUAGCAAGCCUGAUCAAUGUUGGUGUUCCCUGCAUGCUUUCUUCCUUCAGGAGCACAGUAGAAUAACCUUGAAAGAAUAGUAUUUACGGAAAAAAAUUGCUCUUAAGAUAUGUAGUACUACCUCAUCAACUUCUCUAGUCUUCCCACAUCUAGUGCCCAAUUACUUUGUCUGCCGGCAUGCUCAGAUGAGCAAUCUGGAAGGAAAUAAAGGAAUCCUCCAAUCACUAUCCUGCAAUCCACAUUAAACUCUGGCCAGCAAUAUAUCUAGCCCCAUUGCUGAAGGUAGGCAGGGGAAAGGUGUGAUUUUUGCAUUGCCAUCCUAUCUUUCAAUUCCAAGGGCAGCAGGCAAGUGAAGAUGUCGCUGUGUGGAUCAACCUAGCCAAAUUUCAGCAAAGGAAUAGCUUGUCAUUAUCCUCUCUUGCUUCCAAAGAAAAGUUAGCAUUGUUCAACAAAAGAAUGACCACAGGCAUUUUUCUAAUGGCAUUCUCCUAUUUAAAAAAAAACAAAACAAGUUUUAAGUUCAAUGGUAGGAAAUUUAUAAUCUGUACAUAUUCAUAAUCUUGGUUUGAGCUAGAGGAUUAUCCCUAAUCCCUAUUUUGACUUGUGGAGAGCCAGAUAGGAAAUAGCUUUGCUUGUGUGGCUGAUUUCUGUUACACUUAACAAAGAACAAAAUUUUCUGAAGAAAGUUUUCAGGGCUAAUAGCAAAUGCUUUUUUUUUUCUUUUAUUAACCCAAGAUAAUAACUGCAUUCAGUGCCCAAGUCUUGUUCUUUACAUACUAAUGGUCUCUUUUCUAUAGAUGGAACCCCCUUUUCAGCAAAAUCUGAAGAUCAAAGAAACCUAGGGUUUUUAAUUAUAAUUCUUCAAACACAUCCCUAUCUGCAACAUUUUUUUAUUUAAAAAAAAUACAUAUCAAAUUGAGCAGUGCAUUUUGAAAAAGGUGCUCAUAGUAGCUCUUAAAAUACUGCAAUCAAUGGGAAACAAAGCAUGUGUUAUGCUGCUGGAAGCCUGCUUAAUAGGAUUCUUGGUCAGAUAUCUGCCCCACAGUGUCCUCCCUGGACAAUCUCAAAUGGCCCUGUAUUUGUCCUACAGAUUGCAGCAGCUGGAAGACCCUUCAGUGCUUCCGUAGGACUGCUUUUGGCUUUAGAAAUCAGAUCAUCCAAGCCAGCAUGCUCCAUUUCCUUCAAACUGGCAAAGCAAUGAGUUGGCUUCCACUCUUCUGCUCUGGAACUAAGCCUCCCCAAAAGAGAGGAUGGAAUUUUGGCUCAGGUCAGGUCUGGACCUCCACCUCACUGGCAUUUAGCUGUCUCCAUAGCUGUAAACUCACAGCUCUCAUUUGCCGGAUGGCCUCCUCUUGAGACUCCAGCCAUUGGGCAAGAUUACGGAGUGACUCACGCUGUAAGACUGUAAAAAGAAAGAGAAAUCACAUUAAUAUAGGACGUGUAUAAGGCCUCUCUUUCUGCACCAUUUUAAUAUGUACGCACAUCACCCUGAUAAAUCUAAACCUCUCAACCUUUAUAUUUAGAGCCCUAUCCCAUUUGCAAAAUUUUGGAUUACAAGUCCCAUGUCUCUGAGCUGAUAAAGCCGGUCAGCGGAGAUAACAAGCUGAAAUCAAAACCCACCUUACAUCUUGGUGAGGAAUGUAGCAUAGACUCAACUAGGUGUAUGAAACAAACACCUUCCCACACCAGCAAAAUAUGCGUACUUGGGAGAUGGGAGACUGAAGAGGACUUGGUCUUAUUGAGAGGGCUGUGGUGACCGUAGAACAGCCAGCCAUUUCUAAUGUCAAAAUGUCACUCUGCUUUACUGGUGUUGAGGGGGAUUGGGGUCAUCCCAAACUCAAGGAAGCUGAUUGGUUCAACAUUAAGCUAUUUAAUGUUCUGAGAAGAAAUAUUCCACUUUCCUUCAUGGUUCACAUUUUGACUAAGUACAGUGCUCACUUUGCAGAUGAGUUUCCUGAAUAAACCCCAAGGGGUUGGAUUGGCAGAAGAAAGCUUUGAACUAUGGUUUGGACAUCACAAUGGCUAUAUUAACAUGCUAAGGUAAACUUGCGACUGGUUAUUAGAACUCACGCAAAAAAAAAAAAAGUAACCCUCCCUCCCCAGUUAAAUUCAGGGAGAGCAAAGGAAGAUUUGCGAAGCAUAGGACGGGUCUGAGGGAUUCUCAGACUUUGAUCACAGGGAAAUCCUCUGUUAAAGCAACAGGGUUAGGAAUGGAUAUUUAUUGUGAAGAAAGGAUUAGAAGUCUACAAAUAUUUUGUAAUCUUACUGUGACAGCUAGAAUACUCUGAAGAAUUUAACCUGAAUUGUAAUUUUAAGGAACCUGUUUACAAUUCUUUUAAAAUUAAAUAAUGUUAAUUUGA